Phascolarctos cinereus (koala) is the source of this 3838-nucleotide messenger RNA. It is a transcript of the gene SYNGR1, whose product is annotated as synaptogyrin 1. The record is from RefSeq and is a predicted model, not a curated record. NCBI's taxonomy places the organism in Eukaryota, Metazoa, Chordata, Mammalia, Diprotodontia, Phascolarctidae. Gene Ontology annotation, cellular component: synaptic vesicle membrane; neuromuscular junction.
GGGCGCUCGGACCAAGCCUGGGGCGGGGGCAGCAGCAAGAGCCCCCUGCUGUCCCCCGCUCUCCACUACCCCGGGUCGCAGCGUGGCACAGGGGUGUGACUGGGCCUGGGGGCCUCCCCGUCUGGGUCGGAUAUCCUUCCUCCUCCCUCAUCUCCUUCUCCUCCUCCUCCUCCUCCUCCUCCUCCUCCUCCUCCUCUUCUUCCUUCCUCCCAUCCCGGCCGGCGGAGCCCCAGAGGCAUAGGCGCAGGCACGCACGCGCGGGCAUAUUGACCCCGGCACCUACACGAACGCGCGCGGCGCGCGCCCUUUCCCCGGCUCCCACGCGGGCGGGUGUGUGUGAGUGUGUGUGAGGAGUGUGUGUGUGUGUGAGUGAGUGUGUGUGUGUGUGUGUAUGCGCGCGCGCGCUGCGCAACUGUGCGCAACGCUCAGGGCCAGGCCGGGCCGGGCCGGGCCGGGCCGGGGGCAGCGAGGAUGGAAGGCGGUGCGUACGGAGCGGGCAAGGCUGGAGGUGCCUUCGACCUCCAGACCUUCAUCCGGCAGCCCCACACCGUGCUGCGCCUGGUGUCCUGGGUGUUUGCUAUUGUUGUCUUUGGCUCUAUCGUGAAUGAGGGCUAUCUGAAUGACUCUAAGGAGAGUGAGAAAUUCUGCAUCUACAACCGGAACCACAAUGCCUGCAAUUAUGGAGUCACGGUGGGUGUCCUGGCCUUCCUCACCUGCAUCCUCUACCUGGCCUUGGAUGUCCACUUCCCUCAGAUCAGCAGUGUCAAAGACCGGAAGAAAGCUGUGAUCUCUGACAUUGGUGUCUCAGCCUUCUGGGCGUUCCUCUGGUUCGUUGGUUUCUGUUUCUUGGCCAACCAGUGGCAGGUCUCCAAACCUGAGGACAAUCCUAUGAAUGAAGGGACAGACGCAGCUCGAGCCGCCAUCACCUUCUCCUUCUUCUCCAUCUUUACCUGGAGCAUGCUCGCAUUCCUGGCCUCCCGGAGACUCAAGGAUAUCACCUUUCAGGAGGAGUACAGCUCGCUCUUCCCCACAUCUCUUCCACCUCAGCCAUAAUACCCCUUCCCCCCAGCUACCUGACCUCCCCAGGCCCUAGGACAGACACUGUGGCUCUUAUUACACAGACCUCUGUGUCACUGGCUUGGGGUUGGAGGGGAGAGGGGGUUGGCACAUGCAGGGGCAGAAGUCAUAACACAGAUGGGUCAGAGAGAAGUUGACUUGCUCCUUUCCACCCUGAGCUUGACUUAUAGGGUGUCCAUACCUGCACUUUGGUGGGGUCAAGGAUAGAGCACCCAUCCCUGCUAAUUAAAGGAUUCACUUUCCUCAGCUCUCCAAGGCAUGAUCGAGCUCUGGAGAGUGGAUUCACAAUGACUAAAUUCCAAGAAAGACCAGAGGACCAUUCUGUCCAUUUUUGUAGAUCAACAGAAGGGCCAAGUAGGUUAAAAAUAUGUGACAGCUGGUUGACACAUCCCUUCCCAAUAGGACAAUCUGCUUGGGGAGAGGCAAUUCAGAACAGAGCUGUGUAGUGAGGUCGGAGGGAGUCAGAGUAAGGGAGUUAGGUGCCACAUCUGGGAGUUCCUCAGUCUCAGUAGCCUGAGGCUCUGUGAGCCAUCUUCAUGCCUAUCAGCCAUCCCUAGGUGGGUGGGCCAGAGCCCCCUCUACCCUGGACAGUACUGGAUAAACAUUGGAUAUCUUCUCCUUCUCCAGCUCUUCCUCUUUGCCUGGACUCUGAGCAGACUCUCCCUCCCUCCUGGGCGCACUCACCCCUCAUAUACCAGAAUCUCCAUGACUCCUCCUAUAUGGGUGUUAUGCUGAGAUCAGUGUUCCCCACUGGGAUCUAAAGGAAGCCCCUUUGUCCUAUCACUGACACCUCUUCCCUUUAAUCUUUGAUUUAGUCAUCUGCGAGGUGGGGGGAGUGCUCCCUUCAGAAUGACAACAGCAGAUGUCCCGCACUCAGGGCCUCUUCCAUAGUGGGGGCUUUCAUCACUAAUCGAUAGCAUUGAUUUACCAUCCCUGCCCACUGUGUGAAGGGUGGGUGCAGGGGGAGAGGCAGGAUAUGAUCUCUUUGGGCCUUUAGGGAGCUUACAUCUGGGAGGGUACUGAGGUGUAGAAAGAGAGAAAAUGCCCUCUGGAUGAAGGAAAGGGGAUCUAAAGAAAGAUAAGCCAUGGCCAGCCAGGGCAUCUCGGAGCCUCCUCACAGGUGAUCCUGAAGGAAUUCCUUCUGCAGCAUCACAGACAAGUGGUCACUAGACCUUCCUUGGGAAUCUUGGCCAACAGAGAGCUUACCAUGUCCUGAGGCAGCCUGUUCUUCUUGGGGCCAGCUCUAAGGCUUAGGCAGAUUUCCCUCUACAAGCUCUAUCCUCUGCUUCUCCUUCUAGCACUUGGGUCCUUUUCCAUAAGAUAGAUUUCCAGAUGGUCUUCUCAUGUCCUCUCUGGGUUUUCUCUUCUCUGGGCUAAAAAUCUUGGUCCCUUCAGGUGGUCUGACAGUAACUUUCUUGUUGGCUGGUGAGGAGAUCUUCUUUUGUAUCUUCUGUGAGGAGCUGCCUUUCUGGGGCAUCCUGACCAUCUCUCAGGAUCAUGACUCCCCUCUCCCAUUCACACACUCUCUUCGCAUCCCCACCCGCAGCCACAGCCACUGCUUGCUGUCCUGCUCUUCUUCCAUGUUUUUGUGAGCUUUGAGAGUCUCUGAAGCAUCUUGCCUUCCUGCCCCAGACUCCCUGUCAAAGUCUGGCUCUAGCUGAGCCUCCUAGCUGGGAGGGAGGGAGGUGACUCAUGAUACCUGUGCCUACAAAACCCCAGCAGCAUCUCUUUGGGUCUUCCUGGGAUCCUCCCAGGUGAGUUGGGCAAGGAAGAGGCCAUCUGUCUUCCUUAGCCAUCAGGCAGCUUGCCCUACGGGUACAGAAACCAUUCUAGGUCUGGCUGUCCAGUCAAUGGGCAGUGCCCAACUCCACUUUUCCCUCAGAACUUGCCACACUUGCCAGGACUAUUGGGGACAGCACCUUCAGUGCCUGGAACCCUUUGCCAUGACAAAGCCUGUUAGACAUUUUCUUUAAGGCCAGUCUAAUUUCUUUCCAGCCCCCUGACUUGUAGGGUCUAGGGAUGAUGCCUCUUAGCAACUGCAGUAGCAAAGCUGUGGCUCUUCUCAUAGAUAAGCUUGUCCCAGGGGGAUACUUCUCAUGGAUUUACACAAAUUCCUAUUGUCUCAGGAAGAACAUCUCCUGACCUUGGCCCCUCUGCCCUCUGGCAGCAUGAAAGGGGAGCCCACAGAAGAACAAUCAUGCUGAGGCUGCCUCUUCUGGAUCUUCUUUCAGGAUGAGACAAACAGUUGUAACAACAGGACACAUUUGUACAACAUGGUCAGGUUUAACAGGGCAAUUGCCUCACAACAAUCCUGCAGAGAAAGUAACCUAAAUAAUAGCAUGCCCAUUUUACAGAUGAGGAAAUCGGUCGAGGGAGAUUACAACUCUUCCCUGACCUGUUGCUUCUGACAUCAGGCAACACUACCCUCGACCAGGAGGCUGGCUGGCUGCAGUGGGUUCAUUCUCAGAAGGCAGGCUUCCUUAUCUGUCAUCUCUGCUCUCUGUUAGGUGCUCACUGGUUAUGUUAUGGGCACUAACCCUGCAGAGUAGCAUGGUGCAUGUACUAACCAUUAACACAGACUAACCUGGCUGUUGUCUAUGUGUCUCCUCCCCUCCCUGGUGUUCCCUCUCCCACCCUCCUGCCUUUGGCCAUCCACCCCCUCCCAAGGUGGGCCAGGCGGUGCUGGCCUUCCAGAGGUACCGGAUCGGCGCCGACUCAGCCCUCUUCUCCCAGGACUACACGGACCCAAGCCAGGAUUCAA